AUGAAGAACAACAUCCUAACAACCAUCCUGGCGUCUGCCAGCGCGACAGGCGCCGUCGUCUCCAGGGCCGCGACAAGCCAGGACCUCUGCGCGAAGACCAGCUACCAACAAAAUGGCAACUGGUUCUGCACACCUGUCCAGCAAAUCACGUAUACAAACCUCGGAGGCUCAGGAACGUACAACGACGUGGUCGGCAUUUCCGCCACCGGCCAGUGCGAAUUCCAGCCCAAGGCCUAUUCGGGCCCGCUGGCGCCGUUCAACGAGCAGUUGUCUCUCCACUUCCGGGGCCCAUUGGCCCUCAGACAGCUGGCCGUCUACACGCCCGGGCCUCAGAAGAAGAAGCGGGACGAGCAGAACAACCAUAACCGGCGUCACCUAAACGAGCUCCAGCACCACCACCAGAACGCACACGGUCACAGAAGGAGGCGGGAGGAGAUCAAGGCGGUGGAGGAGCGCGCCGACCACCCGACCGUCUGGGUCACGGCGACCAUCGACGGCAAAGUCGUGUCAUGGAUCAACAACUACUAUGGAGAGACGCCGCCGACUCCCGUUCCGGUACCCGCAGAGGCGAAAGUCGACAACAGCCCGGCAUCAGCAGCGCCGAAACCGACUCCCGCUGCCCAGAGCGCCAACAACAACGCAGCAAAGAACUCCCCGGCCGCAAAGGCGCCCGCCGCGGCCGCGGCCGGCGACCAUGUCCGCACGGGCUACUACAGCGCCGCGGCGCAGCAGGCCAACGGGCUGACAUUCCUGGGCAACUUUGGCCCGGGAGGCAAGCUGUCGUACGCCAACAGCGACAUGAGCGGAAGCUCGGCCGGACCGGCCGUCCUCGCCAACAGCACCGUCUGGUCGGCCCACGAGUACACCGUCAUGACGGACCAGCCGUGCGACGACGGGUCUUGCGGCUACUUCCCGGACGGCAUUGCCGCGUUCAAGGGCUUCGACGGGGCGGACAAGACCUUCCUCUUCGAGUUCUCCAUGCCAACAGACCCCAACCCGGCGCCGCCGGCCGGCUCGUUCCUAGCGCCGCAGUUCGACAUGCCGGCGCUGUGGAUGCUCAACGCCAAGAUCGCGCGCACGGGGCAGUACUCCGCGUGCUCGUGCUGGACGUCCAACUGCGGCGAGUUCGACGUCUUCGAGGUCCUGCAGAGCGGCGACGACAAGUGCAAGUCGACGUUCCACGCGUCGCCCGGCGGCGGCGACUCGAACUACUUCCCCCGCCCGCUCGACGCGGCCGCUCCGAUCCGCGUCGCUGUCGUCUUUGAUGCUGCGUCCGAGUCGGUGUCCGUCAAUGUGCUUGACCCGAGCGAUGUUGCGGGGACUCCUGGCCAAGAUUUCCCCACGGCGUUGUCCACUGCUCAGAUCGCCGAGCUGCGCACUGGCGCCGAGUCCUCGGCUACGCCCGGCGUGGCAGGCCUCGGGGCCGCUAAGCUGGAUGUCAACGCUGCUGUUGGCGGCGGCAGCGGCAAGGCUGCGAGUUACUUUGCCAUAGCGCCGGCGUCGUAG
This is a messenger RNA of Lasiosphaeria miniovina, 1506 nucleotides long. RefSeq names its product putative TOS1-like glycosyl hydrolase-domain-containing protein. Lineage: Eukaryota; Fungi; Ascomycota; Sordariomycetes; Sordariales; Lasiosphaeriaceae. The transcript is spliced from 3 exons. Gene Ontology annotation, cellular component: fungal-type cell wall. The record is from RefSeq and is a predicted model, not a curated record. The coding region runs from base 1 to 1506 and encodes 501 amino acids.